AUGACAGCCUGCGACGUGAAUGGACCCGAAACAUGCAUCAAAUGCCCGGUUUGCAGUAAGUUCGUGUUGCCCGACGACAUCGAGUGCCAUCUGGUCAUGUGCCUCACGAGGCCGCGCCUCUCCUACAAUGAGGAUGUGCUGAGCGACGCGAAGGGCGAAUGCGUCAUCUGUCUAGAGGAGCUGUCGGCUGGCGACACCAUCGCUCGCCUGCCCUGCCUCUGCAUCUACCACAAAGGAUGCAUAGACCAGUGGUUCGAGGUGAACAGAUCGUGCCCGGAGCACCCGGGCGAC
Molecule: messenger RNA, 291 nt
Organism: Iphiclides podalirius (scarce swallowtail)
Lineage: Eukaryota; Metazoa; Arthropoda; Insecta; Lepidoptera; Papilionidae
Source: the annotation of a GenBank genome assembly